This is a messenger RNA of Suillus paluster, 1932 nucleotides long. Its product is annotated as kinase-like domain-containing protein. Gene Ontology annotation, biological process: protein phosphorylation. The record is from RefSeq and is a predicted model, not a curated record. The transcript is spliced from 11 exons. NCBI's taxonomy places the organism in Eukaryota, Fungi, Basidiomycota, Agaricomycetes, Boletales, Suillaceae. The coding region runs from base 1 to 1932 and encodes 643 amino acids. Gene Ontology annotation, molecular function: protein binding; ATP binding; protein kinase activity.
AUGAUACAACCUCCCGCAGAGAUCCCGACCGAGUUCAUGCCUAUCGAUGAUUCUAUGAUCGAGGAGACGCAACAAGCCACGCAAUCCACCCAGCACUCCUCUCAACCGAAUUCUGCAGACACCAACAGCCAUUUGUGGGGUUUCCUUCAACCUUGCAGCAAUGUGCUUCGUCGCAUCGAUUUUUGGAAAGUUCAGCCAGCAAAUUCAGUAGGAAGGGCUCCUGACAACGAUAUCAUUCUCCCUGGAGGGAGAGUUAGUAACAAGCACUGCCGAAUCACCUGGGACGGAAAGGAAGAUAAGAAUUCUGCAGUGACUGUUCUCGACAUCUCGAGCAAUGGUACUUGGAUCAACGGUGCCAAGAUUGGAAAGGACAAAACUGCGGUCCUCAAAGAAGGCAAUGAGAUUGCUUUCGGCUCUCCCCAUCCCCAGCCCGGGGACAUUGAAGAUUACCGAUUCAUUUACCGACAUACUGCUGCCGGUCCCCCGCAGGGUGGCCUUCACGCUCAAUAUGACAUCAGCCAUGAGAUCGGUAAAGGUUCGUUUGCGACAGUCAUGAAGGCUGUAUCGCGCUCCACAGGCCAGUGGUAUGCUAUCAAGAUCAUCCAAGACCAUAAGGUCAAGCGUGCCACAGCAAAUAACAAUGAAACGGCGUUUGCGCGAGAGAUCAGCAUCUUAGAGCGGCUGCACCAUCGAAAUAUCUGCCAAAUGAAGGAAGCCUUUUUCGAAGACAAUAGUAUCAACCUUGUUCUUGAAUUUGUCGAUGGGGGAGAUUUGCUUGAUUACAUUUUGAGAGUUGGCGGCCUUCAGGAGCCGCUGGCUAUCCACAUAAUCGCGCAAGUUUGCGAUGCGCUUGCAUACAUUCAUAGCAAAGGAAUCGCGCACCGUGACCUAAAGCCAGAGAACGUACUGCUAACCACAGAAAAUCCCCCCACCGUCAAAGUUGCUGACUUUGGUUUGGCCAAGGUUGUCGAUAGCGUCACAUUCCUUAGAACUAUGUGCGGUACUCCCGCCUAUCUCGCCCCCGAGGUUGUGACCCAACAGAACCAUGAAGGCUAUGAUCACCUUGUUGACAGUUGGAGUGUUGGAGUGAUCGUAUUUUGCAUGUUCACAAUCUCAAGCCCCUUCAUCGAGGACGAGAACCAGCGCGAUCUCAAGGUCAGAAUCGCAGAACGCACGAUCCAAUGGAGCAUUUUAGAUAAUAUAGGGAUAUCUCAGCUGGCGAGGUCCUUUAUAGAGAGGUUGCUUGAGCAUGACCCUCGGGACCGUAUGUCUCUCAGUACAGCCUGCACUCACGCAUGGCUUGCCAACGCUCCAACACUCUCCCACCAUCAGCCUCGCAGCAUUGCCGACUCCUCCGUCGCAUCACUCCAGGACGCUAAUUCUUGUGUCUCCUUACUCCGCCAAGAAUCCGACGAUGCGAUGAUGGCCGAUGACUCAGGCGAACCCGCAGUAACCGAGGGCCUCGACAAACUCCAACUACGCCAACAAUCAGCCCGUGCGCCCCUCCAGCGACGUGCGCAAGUGCUCGCGCAAGCUGCUGAGAACGAACAGGCACUAUCUGAGCCGAACUGGCAGAUGCUGCAGCACGCACAGGAGAUCGAGAUUAGCGCGCGUAACGGGAAGCGCAAGUUGGAGCCACACAGUCCCCCGCCGGAUGCGGGCGUUGAGAAUGGGAAUCCGAAAAAGCCAAAGAGGGUGUCGGAGGCCUCUGGCCCCCCAAACACACGAACGAGGGCUGCGAAGGGGCGUGGCCGGGGAGGUGCUGCGUCGCCGCUGGCACGGUUGCAGGACGCGGCAGUGGGGAUGGUCGUAGAGGAGGAACACCUGGAGGACGAUGAUGAUGAGGAUGAGGAUGCCGCCAGCGCUGCGUCCCAUGCGCCAGUGAGAAAAUCUGCUCGUGUGUCCCCCAAAAAGGGGGCACGUCGGGGGUAA